AUUAAAAUAAUGAAAUUCCAUUCAAAGAUCCAGAUGACGAAGCUAGAAUAACGAUUCAAUGGAAUAAUGGUAAAUGUUUGUAUUUGUCAAAGCGCUACACCACUUUCGUUGCAUUGUUCCGACAGAGUUCAAUUACAGGCGAUUCUCGGCUGCGAUUCGUGGAGGCGCGUGCCGCUUGAUUGGCGUGCGACUGGGUAUAUAAGUCCGUUUAUGGAAGCGUGCGAACUGACAUAUCACCAAACGUGUAUAAGAAAAAGGGGGGAACCUGAAAAAUGUUUAGAUAAUUUGUACAGCAGCUACCAUGACGAUAAGAAAUAACAUCGCGGGUAAAAAUUUGCGCAAGAAAAAAAAAACUUUGGAACUUUUAUGAACAAGGAAAAACUCGUCCUGAAGAUGUAAACUUUGGUGGAAGAUAUGAAACUUUAAAUUGUUUGGUUAAAACUCAAGUGACAGGAGAAAAAAAAUGCCCCGGUCGUUUCUAGUCAAAAAAGUGAAAGGUGACGAAGACCGACACCCGAACCAAUACAGAAUCAGGGACGUGUUCGAGGACUCGGUGGCGAGUUUGAAGGCAGCCACUCCUUUCACCCCAGUUGUGCAGCCUCUCUCUGUCCGCAUCAGUAACGGUUAUAUUCAAGAUGUCGUUGUUCCAACACUGCCACAGAAUUCGGCAACCAUUAUAGAUGAUUUUGACUCCAGAGAAAAAUACGAAGAAAUACGUCGCCAGGAAUCACCCUCCCCAGACCCAGUUCCUGAUAAAGACUUGGAGGUCGAAAUCCGAACAUCCCUUCCCAGUUUGCACACCGUGGGAUACACGUAUGACGCAUUUUUUGUUAGUGACGGAAGAUCACGCAAAAAUACUUUUGGGAUUCCGAUAAAAGCCCAGAAACAAAGAUACACCUGCAACGAAUGUGGAAAAGAUUACGCUACGUCAUCGAAUCUUUCACGUCACAAACAAACACAUCGAAGCCUCGACAGUCACUCCGCCAAGAAAUGUCCACAUUGCGAAAAGGUUUACGUGAGCAUGCCUGCUUUGUCAAUGCAUAUUCUCACUCAUGAACUCAAACACAAGUGCGACAUGUGCGGCAAAUCGUUUUCUAGACCAUGGCUUCUCCAGGGGCACAGGCGUUCCCACACCGGCGAAAAACCGUUCGGAUGCGCACACUGUGGCAAGGCUUUCGCCGACAGAUCAAAUCUUCGAGCCCAUAUGCAGACUCAUUCAGCAUUCAAACAUUUUAAGUGCAAGAGAUGCGAUAAAUCGUUUGCCCUGAAAUCAUACCUUAACAAGCAUUAUGAGUCGGCGUGUAUCAAAGAUGGUACUGAAUCAGAGACAGGGUCUGUAAUGUCGGAACUGUCCGUUCUAUCGGAGGUCUCUUGUUAUUCUGAGUGUUAGAACUGCACAUUUUGCACAAUUAUUACCAAUAUUUAAUUUGUUGUGCCAAUUUCUAAAUAUUAGAUCUCCCUAAACACUAGUAAUGGCUUGUGUAUAACAUCCUAUUAGCACUUUCCUGGUGGUCUUAAAAAGAUUUUCAUAUCAACAAAGACCAAUUUCCUAUUUUCGUAGAACAUUUUUACCCACGGUAUUUUACACUUGUUCACUUUUAAUAUUAUCACCAAUGUGUCUUCGUACUUCAAAUAUGUUGUUUAUUUAAACAUUGUAGAGUGAAACAACUUAAUAUAAUUCUAGAUAUGCACAACAUGUUAUUCCAAUGCACGAUAAUCUAGCACAAAAUCGUCGUCAUCUAUUUUUGUACAUAUACUUUGCACGCUGUAGAGGUGUUCGAACAACAUUUGUUGUUGUCUGUAAACAUUUUGUUGUUUUCGCUUCGCUUUGGUUUCAAAGCAGUCAUGAGUUAUCUAGUCCACCGAACUCUAGUCAGUCAAGCGGAACAUACAUUUCUGCCUUGGCCCGAGGUGUUGGGACGAUAUACAUGCACGAACACCAGAGUCUGUAGAAUAACAGCAGACAAUGGAGAGGAAGUUUGUGAUUUUCUGUUUGUGUAAUUCGUGUUUUAAAUCAGAAUUAUUGUUAAUGAGAUUUUAAGUUUCUAAUUGUAUUUGUAUUUUAAGCUCUCAUUAUGGUUGUGACUUUGUAGAUACUUUUACCUUGUACAUGUGCACGUGGUCGUCUGCUUUGGUAGUUUACAGAUGUAUGACGGUACGAUUAGAAUCGGAAACAUUGUGCUAUAUUUUAUCAUAUUUUUCUUGCAGUUCAAAAUUUGUCGUGUAUCAAUCACUUAUGAUAUCUUAGUACUUUUAUUACACCAUCGUCCAGAUCUACUUUUUUAGUAAUGGUUAUUUCACUUUGUAUAUUCAUCUCACCAUUGUCCAGAUACGUCACUUGUAAUUGUUAUCUCACGUGACGUGACGUAAUGUCUUUCCUUAAAUUACGUCACAACAUUUGUUCUUUGUCAUGGAAUAUGUGCAAUAGCCGCUAACAGUAUUAUCUUUGUCUUUUGAAUGUUGCUGUUAAAAUAAACAAAUUUAAAGAAGAAAAA
Molecule: messenger RNA, 2495 nt
Organism: Ostrea edulis (European flat oyster)
Lineage: Eukaryota; Metazoa; Mollusca; Bivalvia; Ostreida; Ostreidae
Product: transcriptional repressor scratch 2-like
Exons: 2
Coding region: 464-1390 (308 amino acids)
Biological process (GO): regulation of DNA-templated transcription
Molecular function (GO): RNA polymerase II cis-regulatory region sequence-specific DNA binding; DNA-binding transcription factor activity, RNA polymerase II-specific
Source: RefSeq, a predicted model, not a curated record